UGGUGUAGGUAAUCAGUAUAUCUCACUUAGGUAAACUUCAAGUUAGUGAUCAUACUCUUGAGAAUCCUACAUCAACAAGUGGACUAGUCUAUCAAUUGAACUAGCAAUAAUUAAUAUAAAACAGAAACAUAUCCAGAAUGACAUAUAAUUAGACAACAUGAGUAACCCGGAAGACGUUCCUUUGCCACGAGAGAAUGAGGCAUCUAAAGAUGGUAAAAGGGAAAAAGAGCUUCUUGCAAUCCGUCUACAACGAGCAAUUCGAGAGAAAAAAGUUUCAGAAGCAAAGAACCUUCUCUCGGAGAAACCUGAUAUACACUAUAAAGACAAGGUGGGAUCCCAAUGUUUACACUAUGCAACACAGGAAGGUUUACUGGACAUUGUGAAAUUGCUGUUAGAAGAGGGCGCUCAUGUAAAUUGCUUUGAUCACAAUGGACGAUCGCCUCUACAUAACGCGGCCUCAAGAGGUCAUCUGGAUGUGGUCAUCUACCUGGUGGCGAACGGUGCUCAAGUGGCAUCCUUAGACUGGGAUAACCACACUCCGUUUGAAAAAGCAGUGAUUUCACGCUGUGUGGACGUUGUGGACGUUUUACUGACGUUUGGGGCAGAACCAAACCUACAGGACUGGACUUGGGUGAUGGAUAUGAAAGAAAAAGAAAAAAAGAUCCUAGAGAUAAUAACCAGUCACAAUCCUCUAGUACCUGGAUAUAGAUAUGAGGGGAUAAAAUUCGCUGUGGUUCAAGUGAAAUCUAACGAAGACUGUCCAUUGACGAUGCUAAAUUUGACAGUGAAAGCCAUUGAUGUCCGAAAUCCGUUCAUUCUCUUUUGUCGAAAAAUGCAAUCGGAGUUUACAGAGCUAAAAUCACUUCUUAGAGAGGAGGAGAUACCUUACAGUGAUAUGUUUGAAAUUCGAACUUGGGGAGUAACUAGGAAAACUCUCACACUGUCGUUGAUAGUCGAAGGAGUACCUAAAUGUAACGAACAUUUGAAGAUUGUAUCACCUCUUGGACACAUCGGGAGAGUUGACAACUUUGUGAAGAACGACGACGAAAAUACAACAGAAGUCUUGCUAACGAUAAAAAUGAAUACGAAAGGUUCUACUCAAUUCGCCAUCGCAAGUGUCUUCAAAAAGGAAACGUUUGCAAUAUCUAAAGAGGAAGUGAAGAUCCAACCGACGUCAGAACCGGAUGCUGAAAUAGACAUUCCUAAGGGAACAUUCGAAACAGCGGGAGAGCUUCAACUGAACGUAAUGGACACCAAAGAUGUAAACGAGGAUGAGGAGGACGAAUCCGGACCUCUUUUGAUGACAAAUGUGAUUGACAUGUCGAUGAGCGAUGGACAACAGCCAAAAGAAGAGAUCGUGAUGAAGCUACCAAUUCACAAUAAAGGGGAUGAUGAGGACGGCGAGGUGUGCAUGCUAGCUACUUCAGAGGAAGAUCCAGAGGACCCAGAAGACUGGGAGAUUAUACAUGCGGAAAAAGAUUCCAAAGGAAAAGCUGCUGUAUUCAAGAUAAAGCACUUCUCCAUUUAUGCUGGAGCCAACAAGAAAAAGGUAGAGGAGGACAAACUCGCAGUGAUUGAGGCCAUAACGCGGUCAAUCAAGAAAGAGAGAAAGGUGGAAUUCCGAGUGUUUACAAGACUUGCGCAAGAGCGCGGAAAAUUUCAACUUAUCUUGGAAUGCUGGACCCCUAAGAAAUUGCGAAAGAGCAAACCAAAAUGGGAAAAUGAAGGCUGUGAAACGGUAGAUGGUCCACAGGGGAUUUUCGUCAUUGAUGAAAACCAAACAUUCAGGUUGUCAUUCAAAGGGAAUUGCAAGAAGAUAUCUAGUGAGACGAACGGCAAUGAUGAUGAAGCAGAGGUGGACGCGAUGAAUGGUGACAACAACGAUGACAGAGAUGAUAGCGACAAUGAUUCAAUUGUGAUGGACUUUGUGGGUAAAAAGGGUCACACGUUCACCGUCGUUGACAUGGUUGUCUUGAAUACUGACAAACCCCAGGGAAAAGUCACAAUUGAGAAGGAGAACUAUACAACAGUCCAAAUAGAACAAAAAGUGGCCGACACAGGGUCUUUCUGUACAGGGAAAGGAAAGACAAUCGUCGUAGAUAAAGUGAAAAUUGAGUUCGAGAAGCUGACUGAGUUCCUCUUCGGCGUCAAGCUUCCUCCACCACCAAAACCAUUGAGAGAACCCACUGAUAUUCAACUACAAAGUCUUAAGGAGGAGAAGAAAUUAGGAGAAUUCAUCGACAAAACAGAAUCAGAAAAUCCAAGCUUUGUGCCAGGAAUGGAUAUGAAAAAUCUCGCAAACAUUGCACGUCAGCUAGAUGAUGAGGAAGCACGAAUUUUUGGAAAGAACUUAGGUCUACCGAACGGAGACAUUGAAAAGUACAUGAGUAUGGCAUUUGGCGCUGUGUGGAUGCUCAGGCAAUACCGAGGUAAACGCCCACAUUUCGCCCAGAGAUACAACAUCAAAAGAGCGCUAGAGGCCAUUGAUCGUCACGAUAUCGUACAUUUGAUUAUUCCGCAAGAGGAUGGACAGAAUAUUACAAUGACACCCAAGGCUGUGGAAACGAAUGAGAGAUUUGAUAUCCCUGACAAUGCAAAGGACUACGACGCCACUGAACAUGAAAAAUAUCCUUCUGGAACACCGGUCAUGGACACAAGUGACGUAAAUUCCAAUGUUGAGGAUGUGAUUGCCAACGAUGAGGAAUAGACAAAUAUCUAUAAGAUAGAAUUCUACAACGCUAAUCUUUUACAAAAUGACAGUUUGAAUAACAAGGAGUUUGGGUAUUCGUUUUAUAUUUCAGUAUAUCCAUGCGAUAUAAAAACCUUUCAUUUGCCCAUCUAAUCUUUCAUUAACACCUAUUAUUUCUAAAUAUAUUCAUAUUGACGUGGAAAUAGUAUCUCUCUGCUAGUAGGGGUUUACAUGUAUAUUCACGGCUACAUUGCGAAUGAUGUGUGUAGGUGUGAUAUGUAAAUCCCGGUGAUAUGAUACUUUUCGCACAAGAUAUGGUGUUGUACAUGUACUUUAUGAGUUUAUUUAGUGUUGGAUCUCUUUUUUCUUUUUCUUCUUCUUUUUGCUUACAGAGCGAAUGGAUAAAGGUAAUGUAGUGCUUGUUUCUUGCACUGCAGGUGUGUUCAAAUUUGUCAUAUUUUGCCAUCAUUAGACUAAUUGCGCUACAAUGUAUUUGCCGUAUUUUCCAGCACAUUAUAUUCCAGCAUAUAUGUUUGCAUUUCAAUGCAGAGUUGAGGUUGGUGUUUUGAAAAUUCCUUUAUUCAAAUAAAAGAAAGUAAAACAUUU
Molecule: messenger RNA, 3295 nt
Organism: Ostrea edulis (European flat oyster)
Lineage: Eukaryota; Metazoa; Mollusca; Bivalvia; Ostreida; Ostreidae
Exons: 16
Coding region: 158-2707 (849 amino acids)
Molecular function (GO): protein binding
Source: RefSeq, a predicted model, not a curated record